GGCGCUGGCAUCUGGGGCGGGUCCGGCAGGCAGCGUCUGGUCGCGGUGUAAUGGCGGCGGUGGUGGCGGUGGAGGGAUAGGCAGCUGCGGCGGCAUGGGGGGUGCGACGCACUACGGGAAUGGUACCGGCGGCGGCCACGGCGGCAGCAGCAGCAACCCGUUCUUGUCGCCCAAGGCGGCGCCCUGCAACCCCUUCUUGGCGGAUCUCGCCUACAACUCCCCGCAGCGGCAUUACCGGCCCAGCGGCGCCGGAGCUCAUUACGCCACGGGGCCUUCAGUCGAGGCACGGAACCCCUUUUUGGAUUCGGAUUCGGAUUCCGUUGAGGGGCCUUACCCGGCGAUGGGAAACCAAGAGCAUGCUCAUGGGGGCGGCGGCAGUGUUGGCGGCGGCGACAUCAACCCCUUCCGCUCGCCAGUAGCAGCAGCCGCCGCAGUCAUUCGCCCCUUCAGAUCACCGCUCACUAACCCCUUCUUGACGCCGGUUGUCGAAAACGCCGAGGGCAGCGGCGGCGGCGGCGGCUCCGCUGGCGUUAGCAACGGUGGUGUCACCACCGCCGGCGGCGGGGGAGGCAUUGCCGCCAGCGGCGGCAUAGGCCGGGCGGCUGAGGGGGCAGCAGUUGCUGCGGAGGCCGGCGGUAACAAUGGUGACGCAGGUGCCGCAGCCGGCGGGGCCUAUGGUGCCAGUGGCGGCCUGGAGGGAAGGACCCUGGCCACCCGCGUGCUCACCCGUGGCGGCCUCGAGGGCCCCCUCGCCUCGGACGCCAUCAGCAUUGGCGGCGACGGCAGUACGGUGUACGACAACGUCUUGUACGACAGUUCCCUUCACGGCAGCGGCGGGGGCGGCUCCAUCACCAGCUGCUCCACCGCUGACGAGUGCGACCUUGUGACGGACGUUGACAUGCGGCUGGUUGACCUGAUGCUCGAGGGCAUGGGCCCGGCUGCGGAUGCCCAGUCGGGGCACGAGUCGGGACGUCGGGUGCAGCUGUCGCCGCCGCCUACCGCACCACCCUCGGGCAGGUCCGCAGCGAGAGUCCUCUUCAGCGGCAGCAACGGCAAGGACGGUAACAAAAGUAACUCCGGUAGCAGCAGCAGCAGCAGCAGGGGUGUCGGGGCAGCUUCCGCGGCGGGGACAACGGGGCUACAACGCAAUUCA
Molecule: messenger RNA, 1153 nt
Organism: Astrephomene gubernaculifera
Lineage: Eukaryota; Viridiplantae; Chlorophyta; Chlorophyceae; Chlamydomonadales; Astrephomenaceae
Source: the annotation of a GenBank genome assembly